Messenger RNA from Symbiodinium necroappetens, 345 nucleotides. The record is from the annotation of a GenBank genome assembly. Lineage: Eukaryota; Dinophyceae; Suessiales; Symbiodiniaceae.
GGUGGGAGCUUGCGCGACCGUCUCCAAUCAGGCCUUAGAAUCUGUCCAUCUGCUGCUGCCCGCAUCGCGCUCUUCCUGACAGACUGCGAGGUUUUAUGCAGCACCGGCCUUACGAUGUCGGCGGUGAUGUCGAUUUGCCACAGCAAGGUCGAGGAAAGACCUCGGCCCCGGCGCACAGAAGGAACGCAGCAGCUGGCCAAGGAGGACGUGCGGCCGAAGAUCGCAGGAGCCGUGGUUACGAGUCGGCCACGCGCUCCCAAGGCCGCGAAGUUGUACCAGCGCCAGCGUGCGCGCUGGCCGCGGGGAUGCCUGAACAGGUCAUGCACGGUGCAGGAGGAGGCCGAG